Messenger RNA from Gryllus bimaculatus (two-spotted cricket), 682 nucleotides. The record is from the annotation of a GenBank genome assembly. NCBI's taxonomy places the organism in Eukaryota, Metazoa, Arthropoda, Insecta, Orthoptera, Gryllidae.
GUUAGAAAUGAUCAAUCCCUCUGAACCUUCUGUGAUAACGGUCUCUCAGUUAACACCUACUAGCAACCCCGCCGCUUCUCCCGUUCAGACCCCACCAACACCAGUGGGAGCCCUUGAACCUCGCUCCGCACAGCAGCCUGCGGCGCCGUCAGAUGACGACGGAUCUCUAAGCUCCCCCCUUACAUCUGUCACUACAGUCGCUUCAUCCCAUCAAGCCCCCUCUCGCUCGCCGGUGCAGGCCCGCGGCAGGCACCGUAGCCAGUUCGUGCAGCGGGUCGCCAACAUCCCCUUGCUGCGGGGCCUUGGCGGAGUGUACGGCAACGCAAGGGCCUUGCCGCUGAUGGGCUUCGCCUUGACCGCGCUGGAGCGAGCGGUGUGGCUGGCCUGUGCCCCGGCGGCCUUAAUCGUCAGCCCCAUCACAGACGUAUGCGGGGCCCCUUUGGUGUACGUUGACCGGUGCGCCUGCAUGGGGUUGGAUGCUGUCGAAAGGAUGUUCCCGUGCUUCUUCGUGCCACCUGAAGAGGCAAGUGUUCACUCGAGCAGUACCAGGAUGUGGUCUCGGCAUCUACAACUUUCCUCUCGAAUUGUGUGUGUUGUGUGCCCAGAACUGGAAAGUUUAAAUCUUAAAACGAGGAAAGAGUUCCGUUGUGGAAACAGUGUACAAGACACUGUAUUAAGAGUA